Molecule: messenger RNA, 2886 nt
Organism: Monopterus albus (swamp eel)
Lineage: Eukaryota; Metazoa; Chordata; Actinopteri; Synbranchiformes; Synbranchidae
Gene: pink1
Product: PTEN induced kinase 1
Biological process (GO): protein phosphorylation; autophagy of mitochondrion; positive regulation of mitochondrial fission
Cellular component (GO): mitochondrion
Molecular function (GO): ATP binding; protein serine/threonine kinase activity
Source: RefSeq, a predicted model, not a curated record
UUGUUUAGGGAAUUCUUGCGCAUGCUCAGUAGCAUUGUUUUGUUUUUAUACAAGUGACCUUGCACCCUGAUGACAGCUGGGCACUGGCUGAAAUUACGGACUUAUAAAACAGCUGGUCUUAUCUCUCCGGUUAAAUUAUGUCUGUGAAACACGCCAUUAUCCGGGGACUGGAGUUAGGCCGGUCGGUCCUUCAGCUGGGUCUCCUCAAAUCGGGUGCCCGAGUCGCAGCAAAGCUCCGAGCUGACCGUUUCCGGGUAGGCCCGUCGGUCCGCACCGUUCAGCCUCAGGCUUUCCUGCCGUCUCGGUACCGGUAUUAUCGCACCUUUCUGAAGGGCCUAUCAGCUCAGCUUCAGUCCGCCGGUUUCAGGAGGAGGUUUACCGGCGCGUCCCCGCGAAACAGGGCCGUGUUUUUGGCUUUCGGUCUCGGCGCGGGGCUCAUCGAACAGCAGCUUGAGGACGACAGAAAGAGCUCGGCGACCUGUCAGGAGAUCCAGGCUCUGUUCAGGAAGAAAAAAUUCCGAAGCCCACUCAAGCCAUUCACCUCUGGAUAUAAACUGGAGGAUUAUGUUAUUGGGAACCAAAUUGGGAAAGGCUCUAAUGCAGCUGUGUAUGAGGCUGCAGCCCAGUUUGCCGCUCCAAAGGAGAGUGACAGGAAGUGUUCUGUGGUGGAGCUGAGAGAACACGAAGAGGAUGGAGAGACUCCACGAUCUCUGACAUGCUGCUCGCUAAAAAACUUCCCUCUGGCCAUCAAGAUGAUGUGGAACUUUGGGGCAGGUUCAUCAAGUGAGGACAUAUUAACAUCCAUGUCACAGGAGCUGGUGCCAGCAGGCCCAUUGGCCUUAAAGCAGGAAAAAGAACAAGUUACCCUGGAUGGACAGUUUGGAGUCCUGCCCAAAAGACUGUCAGUGCACCCUAAUGUGAUCAGCGUGUGCCGGGCUUUCACAGCAGACGUCCCAUUGCUCCCAGGUGCCCAAGAAGAGUAUCCAGCUGUGCUGCCAGCCAGGCUUAACCCUGCUGGUCUGGGCAACAAUCGUACUCUUUUCCUGGUCAUGAAGAACUAUCCAUUUACGCUGCGACAGUACCUUGAAGUGUCCACGCCAGACCACAGGCAGGCCUCUCUGAUGGUGCUGCAGCUCCUCGAGGGGGUCGACCAUCUUUACAGACAGGGUGUGGCUCACAGGGAUCUCAAAUCAGACAACGUGUUGUUGGAGUUUGACUCAGAUGGUUGCCCUCGUUUAGUGAUUACUGACUUUGGCUGCUGUCUGGCCCAGAGAGACUCCAGUCUACAGCUGCCCUUCUACAGCCAGUGGGUAAACAGAGGAGGGAAUUCCUCCCUUAUGGCACCUGAGGUGGCCACUGCAGUUCCAGGAUGUGGUGUGGUGAUUGACUACAGCAAGGCAGACGCCUGGGCUGUGGGUGCCAUCUCGUAUGAGAUAUUCGGACAGAAUAACCCGUUCUAUAGAGCAGUGGGACUAGAGAGCAGGAAGUACUGGGAGAAGCAGCUUCCUCCUCUGCCUUCCAGUGUUCCAGCUGAUGUGCAGUUAGUGAUCCGAUUUCUCCUCAGGAGGAACCCAAACAAGCGCCCCAGUGCUCGUGUAGCUGCUAACAUGCUACAUCUCAGCCUGUGGGGACGAAGCGACAGCGCUGGCAUAAAGAAGCUAGCCGACUGGCUGCUGUGCCAGUCUGCUGUGGUUCUACUGAAGGGCUGUAGCAGACCCAGUGGGAACAGAGUGGACGCAGAGGUUCAGAGGAGCUUCCUGUCUAACCUGGACCUGGAGGACCUGCGCACUGCUGUGGGCUUCCUCUUGUAUGGGCGAGAGCAGCAUCAGGCCUGCAUACUGUUUGCAUAGAUAGGGAUACACUGAGAGCCCUGCUUUGUUAUCCAGUCAGACAUCUCCAUUUGUAAUGGUUAAAGUCAGCAUUUACAUCUAGUGGCUGUGUAGCAGAGCGAACGCACUGCUCUGACAUUGUUAUACAUUAUGUGUGACUGACAGUGUAUUCCAGCAGUAAUGAAUUAUCAAGUGUUGUAAUUCAUGCAUGAACUUAAGGACUUAAACCCAAGUGCUUCUAGUGCCCCUUGUGCAAAAUGCAAUGUGUGUGCAUUGCAUCAUAGAUUAUAGAGGCUGCUGUUGGUAUCUUUUGUCCACUACAAUGAGUGUUUUUGACAGCACCUCAUAGCUAAAUGAUCUCAGGAAUGCUACAUGGUUUCUUUUAGAAGCUCUAAUGCACUUUUAGAUAUUUUCUAGGCCAGACCCUGCACAGUUGUUUGACCUUUGUGUUUGAUGAAAAUUGGUCUGCAUAUAAAGUUUGGACUGAUAAAGGUGAAGACCAAUGCCGAUAUUCUUCACAGUUAAAUGAAAAGUGGUACUUAUCCGACUCUACUGUGUAGGGUAAGUUUUAGAUAUUCACAGGUAACACACAUGUAACCGCCAGCACUCAGCUAGUUAAAAUGUUUGUGUGUGUAAGGUUGGAAGCCAAAUAAUUAUUAACUGAUUUUUUUUUUGUUUUGUUUUCCUUACAGUGGGUUGCACUUUAUGUCCAUGUCUGCCACUGUUAUGGCUCACUGGUGUUGGAUUGUUACCUAAUACCUACUGUGUACUGGUAAAUGACUUGUUAAGUCUACAGUUAAAUACCUGAUCAUGUUCACACAAUCAUGUGCUCAGUUAUAGAUACGAAGUUAAGUUUAUUUCAAAAUAAAGAAGGUAAGAAAUAUUUUGCAGCUGUUUCAGAAUAAAAGUAUCUGUAAUGAUCCUUGAGUGAAUUGUGCGAAUCAUUGUUUUUUUAAAAACCCUGUUGUUGUUCUUGUUGCAGUAUCUCUGGGAGUAAAGCAGUCAAUUUAGAUUUAAUUCAGAAAUACUACAAUUAAAACAUAACACUGCUUGUUUG